AUGACCAGGCUGACAUUGGCGGCGAAGAGGAAGAAGGAGGACGCUGUGGCCCCCAAGGCCAAGCGGCCUGCCGCGGCCUUGGAGACCCCGACGCUGAAAGACAAGGCUGCCUCGCAUCCUCCUGCUACAGGGUUGUCCUCUCGAGGCUCUAGGGCCCAGCCUCUGGAGAAGCCUGCCCCUGCAGCCAUGCCGACUCCGGAGGCACUCGCCUUCCAUGCGCCUGCUAAUGAUCCGAGGGCUCCAGAGCCCCCGACAAUCCUUGCUGCUGCUGCUUCGCCAGUCUUGACACCAGCGCCAUCUCCUCCCCCAACCACCACACCGGCGGGCCGUGGUUCCUCUGCCAUGCCUGGUGCUCUGGAGGAGGCUCUCUCCGCACUAGACUGGCUUCGGGACGAUCUUCGGGGCCCUGACCGGCGCAAGGCGUCGGGGCGCUUGGAGCUGUUCUCGGGGUGGCUCCAGGCUGACUUGUCUGAUGCAAAGGCAGCCGAGGAACGCUGCCGUGCAGCAGAGGCCGAGCUGAAAGCCGUCCGUGACAAGCAGGCCACCCGCACCCGCCAGCUCAAGGAGCAGGAGGAGGUGCUGAAGGCCCGGGAGGCUGCGAUCACCGACCGUGAUGCUGAACUGGAGCAGGCAGCCCGGGAACAGGCCACGGAGUGCGGUUGCCUGGAGAAGUUGAAGGAGGAGGUGGAGUCAGCCCAGGCGUCCCACACCAAGCUCGUCGCUGAGGACGAAGCUCGGCUGGAGACCAGGGAGAAGCUCCUCGCCACUGUCGAGGAGGCGGUCGCCAUGAGGCGUGAUGCUUCUGAAUCCCUCGAGCUGAGAUCCCACAAGGCACUGCAGGAUCUCUACGGGAGUGGGUACGAGAAGCCGCUGGUGACUCCGGAGGAAGGCCCCACCGGGCUGCUCCUCAAGCUCGUCGCGGCGCUAGAGGGCAUCAUCGUCGGAGUAGGCCCCAUGGUGGAGGGAGAGGCCCGCACGCUUUCCACCUCGGCCCCGACGCGCGUCUUCAACCUCCUCUAUAUUCGGGACCCCCGCUUCGACAUUGGUGCCUUUCUUGAGCUUGUGGACCCUGAGCUUUACACCGCUGCUGCCGAGGCCGUGCAGGAUCAGCUGGAGGCCCUGCUUCGGAAGUUCCUCACCGUCGACCCCGUGACUACGACUGAUGGCCAGGACGGCAACGGUUUUUUCCACGACGGGGCUCCCCAGGCGGGCGAUGGCGGUGCCCAAGGUUGA
Aegilops tauschii subsp. strangulata is the source of this 1233-nucleotide messenger RNA. Lineage: Eukaryota; Viridiplantae; Streptophyta; Magnoliopsida; Poales; Poaceae. The record is from RefSeq and is a predicted model, not a curated record.